GUGUUGGUAGGUGCUUAUAUUCAAAUCAAAUACUGCUUUGUUUGAUAGUGUAUAUCAACUCUGCUGAUGUUGUGCACCAGUGACAUAUACACCCUCAUCAACUAUGUUGGCUUCAUAAACUACCUGUUUUAUGGGGUCUCUGUUGCUGGACAGAUUGUGCUUCGCAUUAAAGAACCAGACAUACAUCGGCCAAUCAAGGUGAGCUUGGCAUGGCCAGUAAUUUUCCUGAUUUUCUGGACAUUCCUGCUGAUCUUCUCUUUGUACUCGGAGCCUGUGGUGUGUGGCAGAGGUCUGGCCAUCAUGUUGUCAGGUGUUCCUGUAUAUUUAUUUGGCGUCUAUUGGGAAAACAAGCCCAAGAGCUUCAACUCAUUUAUUGUUAAACUGAAUCACUUGGAGCAGAAGUUGUUCAUGGUGGUAUAUCCCUCUGAGGGCAGUGAAAGAUGAAAAUGAAGACAAAGAGGAAGCUGGAUGGGAUUACAGGAAGUAGGCCCUACAUUUCCUGUUUCAUAAAUGGAUAUUUAUUCAUCAGCUAAACUUAAGCAAUUUGAGUCUGGUAGGUUUUGAAAAUGCAAAACAAACAUGCACAUAGU
Messenger RNA from Sinocyclocheilus anshuiensis, 590 nucleotides. Its product is annotated as large neutral amino acids transporter small subunit 2-like. The transcript has 3 exons. NCBI's taxonomy places the organism in Eukaryota, Metazoa, Chordata, Actinopteri, Cypriniformes, Cyprinidae. The record is from RefSeq and is a predicted model, not a curated record. Gene Ontology annotation, biological process: neutral amino acid transport; amino acid transmembrane transport. Gene Ontology annotation, molecular function: neutral L-amino acid transmembrane transporter activity; L-amino acid transmembrane transporter activity. The coding region runs from base 67 to 444 and encodes 125 amino acids.